UAAUAGAUUACAUAUUUCAUUAUACUACAUAUAUGCAAUAUGGAGUAUAAAAACGGAUAUUGAUAUAGAAUAUAGAAAAUAAAAUUAUUUUAUUUAGUUGAUCUAUAAACACACACAGGCCACAAUUCAUAUUCAACAAGAUUAAUUUUUAGCUUUUUUUUCUUUAUGGAUUUGUUACCUGAAUGAUCCCUAUCUCAUAUUUACAAACAGAUCUUUUGUUGGAGUUCACUGUUCGUAUGUCUGCUUUUGAUACAGUCAACAAUCCAGUCGAAUAUUGUGAACUGCUUCAAAAAGUAUGAUUCAAGUUAUUUAGUCUCAUCUGUUAAGUUCGGAUAUUAAUAAAAGAUGGAAAUUGUAGCGAUUGCAAGUGCACUUGUUUUCGUAAAAGUAUUAAUAUGUUAUACAUUAUUACAAAAGUGUAAAAUAGCCGAAAAAGUAAAAAAGGAAAUUGUUAAAAUUAGUGAAACAAUGUACAAAGAAAAUGAAAAUAGUAGUCAAAAAAGCAAUAAACAGAAUACAAAAUCGGAUUCUGUUGAAGUAGUUGUAAAAAGGAAUCCACCAAUAAAACCGCCACGUGCGGUUAGGCACGUAAAGCUAAAAUCUAUGGAAAAAUGUAAUAAUUCAAAGAAUAGUUCAGAGGAAACUAUUUUUACGAAUAAUUUUAGAACAUUUUCCAAUGACGAUUAUAUAAGGUCAAAAGAUUAUAAUGAUAGACAUUAUUGCGAUCAAUGUCAUCGGUUGUCGUCUGAAAAAGAAGCUAGAUUCCGAGAAGUAAGACAUUCUAAUGAUGUUUUGCAUACCAGCAAUGAAUUGCAGGAACAAAUACCGUCUUCUGAUAUCGAUAUUGAUUCGUCAAAAUCAGUACCACAGAUCCCAGAACUGACAAAAAUAUUGCAAUUAAGAUUCCUUGUGAUGAAUUCUUCGGAAUCUAGAAAUUCACAAUAUAGACUAAAUGCUCCAACAUUUUUCUUAUUAGCGACAAAAUUAUUAUUAAAAAUAAUGAAACUGAUUUUAUGGAGUUGCCAAAAAAUAUCUACCAGGAAUUAGGAAAAAAUAUUAUUUAUCCAUUAACAUCUACAAAAAUCCAAUCAAAAAAUUCAUUAUUUUACAAAUUACGUAAGUAUCUUACAGCAGCAUUGCGACGAAUUAAAAAUAAAUGUCAAUGAUGAAAAUAGCAUACACAAAUAUCCGUUGUUUGAGAUGAUUGUCCAAAAAUGUACUUAACGUUUAUAACGCGCUAUAAAUAUCAAGAUUAACUUAAUCAAGCGAACGAUUUAGUCAGCGUUCUUUUGAGAAGGGAAAAAAUAAUUUAUUCACUUUUUUGUUAUUAUAUUUAAAAAUAUUAUAAAGCCUAGUAUACGUGUAUAUAAAUAUAAUCAUAAGUAUGUAGUAUCUUAAGAACAAUCAUUUUUAUGCAUUUUUAACGUUAAGUAUGCUUGAAAUCAUUUAAAUAAUAGAUGAAAUAAAAGACAUAAAUUUUAUCAUAAUUUCUAAUUCAUAUAUAUCUUUAUCUUAUUAAUUUUGAAAUCUAUAUACAUUUUUAGUACAUUUAUUGUAUGUCUAAACUUGCUUGUCGUUGCAACUGUUUCUUUAUUUUCAUAACUGUAUUAUAGACUUACUUUGAGACUAAAUACUCUUAAAAGUAAUAAUAUUUUUGUAUAUUAUCAGAAAAUUAAUAUACAGUUAAAAAUUUUUUUUUUGUUGACUUUCUUAUUUAAGUUUUUGUUGUGAGCUCUAAAAGCUUUAAUUAUUAAUCAAAAUUAUAUUGUAUAAUCGCAUCUGU
Molecule: messenger RNA, 1783 nt
Organism: Formica exsecta
Lineage: Eukaryota; Metazoa; Arthropoda; Insecta; Hymenoptera; Formicidae
Exons: 4
Coding region: 346-1047 (233 amino acids)
Source: RefSeq, a predicted model, not a curated record